AUGGUGAACACAGACGCCAUUAGAACUGUUGUUGGGAUCAUUGGUAAUGUCAUCUCUUUCGGCUUGUUUACGUCCCCAAUCCCAACAUUUGUAAAGAUAAUUAAGGACAAAUCAGUUGGAGAUUUCAAGGCGGAUCCUUAUGUAGCAACUUUGCUUAAUUGUGCUAUGUGGUCCUUUUAUGGCCUUCCCAUUGUCCAUCCUGACAGUCUCCUCGUUGUUACGAUCAAUGGCGCUGGCUUCUUCAUCGAACUCAUCUAUGUUUCAAUCUUUCUCUUAUAUUCUCCUGCCCAAAAACGGCGAAAAAUCAUCAGUGCUCUUCUGGUUGAAGCAAUCUUUUUUGCCGUUGUGGUUUUUAUUACUAUUCACGUUUUCCAUACCACUAAAGACAGGUCUAUGAUAAUUGGGAUUUUGUGUAUUGUCUUCAAUAUCAUUAUGUAUGCAUCACCCUUAACAGUCAUGAAAAUGGUCAUCAAGACAAAAAGUGUCAAGUACAUGCCAUUUGCCCUCUCGCUCGCCAACUUUUGCAAUGGAGUUGUCUGGUCUAUUUAUGCACUCCUCAAGUUUGACCCCUAUGUUCUGAUUCCUAAUGGUUUGGGAUCGCUUUCGGGCCUGGUGCAACUCAUAUUGUAUGGCACUUACUACAGAACCACUAACUGGGAUGAUAACGAUGAAAAGCCAAAACCUGAAGUUGAACUCCCUAAAGUUUAG
Rosa rugosa (rugosa rose) is the source of this 708-nucleotide messenger RNA. RefSeq names its product bidirectional sugar transporter SWEET5-like. Gene Ontology annotation, biological process: carbohydrate transport. NCBI's taxonomy places the organism in Eukaryota, Viridiplantae, Streptophyta, Magnoliopsida, Rosales, Rosaceae. The record is from RefSeq and is a predicted model, not a curated record. Gene Ontology annotation, cellular component: membrane. Gene Ontology annotation, molecular function: sugar transmembrane transporter activity. The transcript is spliced from 6 exons. Bases 1 to 708 code for a protein of 235 amino acids.